AUGUCGAAUCCGGGAACGAAAACGGGAACUGCAACGGGAACGGGAGGAGGGGGAGCAGGAGGUGGAGGUGGAGGUGGAAACGGAGGUGAAACGGGGAGAGAAGAAUUUCAAAUGUGCGAAAAUUGCAUGGGCAAACCGAACGGAAACAUGACGAAAUCGGAUGAAAUUGAAAAAUUUUUCGAAUCUUUACCUUAUUACGUACCCAUUUGCGACCAUUGCAAAACUCAAUAUAAUUUUUCCGUCAUGCAAUUACCCGUUGAUAUGAUCAAAUCAGAGUAA
Molecule: messenger RNA, 279 nt
Organism: Pediculus humanus corporis (human body louse)
Lineage: Eukaryota; Metazoa; Arthropoda; Insecta; Psocodea; Pediculidae
Exons: 2
Coding region: 1-279 (92 amino acids)
Source: RefSeq, a predicted model, not a curated record